Messenger RNA from Scomber scombrus (Atlantic mackerel), 549 nucleotides. Its product is annotated as L-selectin-like. The transcript has 3 exons. Lineage: Eukaryota; Metazoa; Chordata; Actinopteri; Scombriformes; Scombridae. The record is from RefSeq and is a predicted model, not a curated record. The coding region runs from base 1 to 549 and encodes 182 amino acids.
AUGAAGUUGACACUAAUCUUCCUCCUUGUAGGUAGCUUGGCAGAGACUACCUUAGGUUGGACAUAUCAUUACUCAAACAACAGGAAGAAUUGGACCGAUGCCAGAGAGUGGUGCCGGGAAACUUACACAGACAUGGUGGUCAUCCAAAACCAGAUGGAGAACGACUAUCUGGUCUCCCUGCUGCCAAAUCAAAGUAGUAGUCCAUAUUAUUGGAUUGGAAUCACGAAAAACCACAUAAAUGAAACUUGGACCUGGGUUGGGAAUAACAGCACUUGGACUGGUAAUAAUUCAUGGGCGGAAAACGAGCCCAACAACAACCACAGAUCAGAGUUUUGUGUGGAGAUAUACCUCAAUACAGGUAAAAACAGAGGGAAAUGGAAUGAUGAGAAAUGCUCCAAUAAGAAACGCCCAGUAUGUUACAAAGCUCAAUGCAAUGCAACUAUAUGUGGCAGAGGAAGAUGCCAGGAGACCAUAGAAAACAUGACCUGCCUCUGUGAUCCUGGGUUUGAGGGUGACAGGUGCCAAACAGGUAAGGAGAGAGCUAUUUGA